Messenger RNA from Misgurnus anguillicaudatus (oriental weatherfish), 2780 nucleotides. It is a transcript of the gene aadac, whose product is annotated as arylacetamide deacetylase. Gene Ontology annotation, cellular component: membrane. The record is from RefSeq and is a predicted model, not a curated record. Lineage: Eukaryota; Metazoa; Chordata; Actinopteri; Cypriniformes; Cobitidae. Gene Ontology annotation, molecular function: carboxylic ester hydrolase activity.
UAAAGAAAGAAUAAGGACGUCAUCUAAAUCUAAAAGCAAAAUGAGAUGUAAAGGAGUCUUUCUGGUGGCGUUACUGAGUGCUUUAACAGCUUAUUAUGUUUAUUUACCUAUACCAAAUAACGUAGAGGAGAGAUGGAAACUCAUGCUCACGGACUCUUUCUUCAGAAGUUUGAGUCACUUGGCAGAACUUAGUGAGCUGGUGGGACUUUUUGACUACAUGAGAGUCAUGAUGUUCGUCACCUUUGCGGAGCGAGUGGUGCCAGUGUCAGAUGAUAGGGUGAAAGUGGUGGAUGAGAGUUUUGAAGGAGUGGAUGUCAUCGUGUAUCAGCCUAAACAGAAUGAAGAUACAGGAGAACUAAGACGAGCUGUUAUUUACCUUCAUGGAGGAGGAUGGUGUUUGGGCAGCUCACGCAUGAGCCCUUAUGAUCUUCUAGCCAGGCACAUGGUCACAGAACUCAACGCUGUUGUUGUAUCUGUAGAGUACCGCCUAGCACCAGCUCAUCAUUUUCCUGUGCCGUUUGAGGAUGUGUACCAUGUGGUGAAGUACUUCCUUCAUGUUGACGUUCUGAAGAGCUACCGUAUCAAUCCGGAGCGAAUUGCGGUGUCAGGGGACAGCGCAGGAGGAAACCUCGCAGCUGCAGUCACCCAACAGUUGCAGCAGGACCCAAGAAAUAACAUCAAUCUGAAGGUCCAGGCUUUAAUCUACCCUGUCCUGCAAGCCCUGGAUCUCAACACCCCCUCUUAUCAGCAGAACCAGCACAUGCCUAUAUUACCCCGCACUCUUAUGGUUCGGUUCUGGAGCGAAUACUUCACCAGCGAUAAGUCAUUUUUUAGAGCUAUGAUGACAAACACACACAAUAACCCUGAAUCAGCUGCUCUGCUUAAAUUCGUUAACUGGAGUUCAUACUUACCCGAAUCUUACCGUCAGAUUUACAAUUACAGCGCUCCACCUGUGGCCAUUAAAAUCAAUCCAGCGCACGACGAUCCAGUCGGUUCCAAUCGCUGGCUGGCGGAUCCACGGGCAUCACCACUGCUGGUACCUGACACAACGUUACGUUUACUGCCCAAGACGUACGUGGUGACGUGCGAGUAUGACGUACUGCGGGACGAUGGUUUAAUGUAUGUCACUCGUCUGCUUAACGUUGGAGUUGACGUGACGCACAAACAUUACCCUGCUGGAUUUCACGGUGCACUUAUGUUUAGUGUGUGGCCCACAGACUUUAAGAUUGGACGCAGUAUGAUAGACAACUACGUUACGUGGCUCAAACACAAUUUAUAACACGUCGAAUGCAACUGUGCUUCAUGCAUCAGUUUUGUUUGACUGCUUCACAUGAUAUUUCUUUUUGACUUAUUUAUUUCGUUCCUUUCCUCUAUUGUUUACAGUGCACCACUCUUUUUAUCUUAAAAGCUCACACUUUUUAUUGUAUUAAUCCAUUAUGAUAAGCAUUCCUGACCAAAUCUGGUCUCAAGAAACACUGGUCUUUUUUUACGUUGUUUUCUAAUGAAUAUGCAGUAGAUUGUAAGACAAGUCCCUGGUUAUUAGAAUUGUAAAUACUCACCCCCAUGUCAUCCAAGAUGUUUAUGUUUUUUUCAGUCGAGAAGAAAUUAUGUUUUUUGAGGAAAACAUUCCAGGAUUUUUCUGCAUAUACUGGACUCAACAGUUUACAGUUUCAGUGUAGCGUCAAAGGGCUCUAAACGAUCAUAAGGGUCUUUUUUCACCAAAAAAGUACCACAUCUUCUUAUCUUCACAAGCCGUGUGAUGCGCAGGCAUGACCUUACUUAUGUAAUCACAUGAAAAGGUCACCGCGAAACUACUGCUCAUGUGUGGAGAAAAAGGACCGUUCAGACAUUGUUGUAUGUGGCAUAAUGCCUUUCUGUCAGUUUAUUGUUUAAAAUGGUCUGCAAAUGUAGGUUUACAUAUGUAACGUGUGACCUUUCAACGUGAUUAUGUAAUACGUAAUAAACUGUUGAGGUCCACUAAAGUCCACUAUAUGGAGGAAAAUCCUGGAAUGUCCUCAAAAAUCUUAAUUUCCUCUUGACUGAACAAAGAAAGACAAAAAGACAUCUUGAAUGAUAUGGGGGUGAGUAAAUUAUCUGGAUUUUUUAAUGAAAGUGGAGUAUUCCUUUAAAAAUUAUAGAUUAGAAGAACGGUUUUGGGCAAAAUGAUUCCAUGAAGAACCUUUAACAUUUGAUGGACCUUUCUUCAAGAAAUGGUUACUCUAUGGCAUGGCUCUUUGUUUUUAAGAGUGUAUGAGGCUGUGAUGUAAAUGCAUAAAUGCACUGAUAAUAAUUAAAUAAUUUGGGAUACUCUUUUAUUGUCCCUUACGAAAUUAACCAUGGUUUUACUACACUUUAAACUAAAAUACCAUGGUUAAUGUAGUAAAACCAAAGUGACAAGAAAAAAACAUGGUUUUGACAACCAUGGUUUUCGCAAAAAGCGUAGUCAAACCAUAGUCAAUGUAGUAAAACCAUGAUUUUGCUGAUCGUAAUCAAUACACCAAAAAAACAUGGUUACUACACUUUUACCACAAUAAAACCAUGGUUAAUUUUUAUAAGGGUGUAUGCCAUUGCCUGUAUAGUGGGAUUUGACUUGACCUUGUGGAUAAGGUAUAACCCAUCAUAAGAAAAUAUGACCUUAUCCCAAAUUCUUUUGAUUUCUUUCUGGGAUUAUAAGCGUAGUGUGACCGAGAUGAAAUGUUCAAAUUGUGUAUGUAAGCAUUGAACUAAAAUGAACCAGACUGUAGAGAUUAAAUCUAUGGCCUGAACAUCAAAAUGCUUUA